Prunus dulcis (almond) is the source of this 1688-nucleotide messenger RNA. RefSeq names its product heavy metal-associated isoprenylated plant protein 37. The transcript is spliced from 3 exons. The coding region runs from base 274 to 1446 and encodes 390 amino acids. Gene Ontology annotation, molecular function: metal ion binding. NCBI's taxonomy places the organism in Eukaryota, Viridiplantae, Streptophyta, Magnoliopsida, Rosales, Rosaceae. The record is from RefSeq and is a predicted model, not a curated record.
UGCUUUUGAGGAGAAACUGAAGAGGGAGAGAGAAAGAGAGAAAAUUAUAAACAAAGAAAUUAAGAAGCAUCAUCUAUCUAUCUAUCUACUUCUACAAGUAGUAUCCAAGAAGUAGAAAAACUCACAUACUCAGUACACUGUACACCCCAAAAAAAUAGUUAAGUAUACAACUCAACUCUCCCCCCUCCUCCCAACAGCUAAACUGGGCAUUAUCCUUUCACUUCUUUUAUAGCAGAGAAAAAGAGAACCUUCACUCCAAACUGCUUUGAAGAGAUGACUAAAGAAGAAGACUUUAAGCUCCUCAAGAUCCAGACUUGUGUUCUCAAAGUGAACAUACAUUGUGAUGGGUGUAAGCAGAAAGUGAAGAAACUCCUUCAGAGAAUUGAAGGUGUUUACCAAGUAAAUAUCGAUGCUGAUCAGCAGAAAGUCACGGUUUCUGGAAAUGUCGAUUCUGCCACUUUGAUCAAGAAACUGACCAGAGCUGGCAAACAUGCUGAGCUUUGGUCCCAGAAAUCCAAUCAAAGCCAGAAGCAAAAGAACAACUGCAUCAAAGAUGACAAGAACAACAAGGGUCAAAGACAGGGCAUUAUCAAGAACCUUGAAGCUUUCAAAAACCAGCAAAAGUUUCCUUCCUUCAGUUCUGAAGAAGAUGAUGAAUACUUUGAUGAUGACGAAGAAGACGAAGAGGACGAGUUUCGGCUAAUCAGGGAGAAAGUUAAUCAGUUGGGUAUGCUCAGGCAACAAGCAAUUGAUGCAAACAAUGGAAAGAAAGGUGCUGGAGUCAUUAAUGCUGCAGCUGCCAACAAUGUUGGCAAUGCAAAUGCUGGAAAGCAGGGGCACCCAAAUCAGAACAUGGGUAUGAAGCCAAAUCCAGGUGGGAUUGAUCCAAAAACAAUGGCUGCUCUGAAGAUGAGCAAUGCACAUUUAGGUGGUGGAAACUUCAAUGCAGGGGAAGGCAAAAGGGGGAACCUGAAUGACCUGAGUACCAUGAUGAAUAUGGCUGGUUUCCCUGGAAAUGGUGCUAAUGUUGCUCCUAAUGCUACUGCUGCCUUGGGGCCCAACUCCAAUGGUCUGGGAGGGUUUCAAGCUCCAGCAAACAGUGGGUACAGCCAUCAUCAGGCAUCAAAUGCAGAGAUUCCAAAUGGUGCUGGUUAUUCUACAGGGCAAUAUCCAGCAUCUAUGCUGAUGAACUCAAAUGGUUUCAGCCAUCCAUCCCAGAUGAUGAACAUGAACAUGAACAUGCAGGCCAGGCAAGCUAUGCAGCAACAGCAGCCCCAGAUGAUGUAUCACAGGUCCCCAUUUGUUCCUCCUAGUACUGGCUAUUACUAUAAUUACAGCCCUAGCCCUGCCCCAUACCCUUACAGUGCUGAACCUAAUUUCAGUGGUAACAACACUGCAGCCCAUAUGUUCAAUGAUGAGAACACAAGCAGCUGCUCAAUUAUGUAAUGCUGUUCUCAAUUAUGUUUGUAGAGAAGUAGAAGAGAAUGUUGUUUCAGAUGAAAUUCUCUGUUAGUGGGGUUAAGUGGCUUUUGUUGACUGUUCUGUAGUGUGGUCAGGAGGAGGGAAAUAUGGAUUAGGAUUAAGUGUUUGUUCGAGUGAAUCUUAUCACUCAUCUGUGUAUCUGUGUAGUAGUUGUUGAAGAUAACAUUCCCUUUCUUAUUUUAGUUAUUUCUUUGUUUCAGGACUAA